Aureococcus anophagefferens is the source of this 963-nucleotide messenger RNA. RefSeq lists its product as hypothetical. Bases 139 to 963 code for a protein of 274 amino acids. The record is from RefSeq and is a predicted model, not a curated record. The transcript is spliced from 5 exons. NCBI's taxonomy places the organism in Eukaryota, Pelagophyceae, Pelagomonadales, Pelagomonadaceae.
ACGGACCUAGGAGCGCCUCCACGGGCCGCGACCGCGCGUCGUCCUCCGUCUCGAAAUCGAGGUUCCAGGGCCGCGCGUUGUCGACGACAUCGUCGGCCAUAGCUCGCGGCCGCCAAUCAAGAAAGCGAAAGCGCGCCAAUGGUGAGGUUCACCGUAUCUAGGCGUGAAGCAAACAGCCGCGCUAUGGAGCUCGGGUUCCACAUUAAGCAAGUCGACAUAAACGACUCCCUCCUGGCGAUCCACGAUGGCGUCGAGAUGCGGCGGACGCUCGCCGGCCUCGUCAAGGUCUCCGACUCGUUGUCCUCGGAGCAAUCGGAGAUCGUCCACGACUUCUACUUCUACCUCUUCGCCUUCAGCCGCGAGAACCGCUUCAGCCACGAGAAGACGUCGACGCUGCUGUCGAUCUGCCGCGACGUCUUCGACGGGGACAUGGGCACGAACGACCCCGCGAAGCACAUGGGCACGUCCUUCGAGCGCCUCGAGGGCAUGCUGCUGCGCCACGCCGUCUUCCGGCCGCCCAAGUCCAUCGGCGUCUUCGACGAGGGCGACGUCCGGUCGAUCCUGAAUUUCAUGCUCCACAACUACUACCGCCACUGGCGGCUCUACAAGGUCUGCUUCACGCGGCGGCUCCAGUGCACGUUCACGCAGGUGCUGCCCUUUGGCGUCGAGGAGCCCGCGGCGUACCGGCCAGCGUACCGGCCCCUCGUCGAGCUCCUGCCCCUGGGCGAGGCGCCGCCGGCGGUCCUCGAGCCCGAGCCCGAGCCCGAGGAGGAGGGCGGCGAGGCCGAGGACGGCGAGGCGACGGGCGAGGAGCCGCCGGCGGACGAGGCGCGCGCGACCUCGGCCGGCAUCUUCGACGGCUCGUGGCACCACUUCGCGGGGACGGCCCGGAGCUCGGGCACGUGGCGCUUGAUGAACGUGCCCUGCGGGUCCUGGUCCUUGGCCUGCUUCGUGACGCUGUAG